AUGUCCGCACCUACUUCUCCUCCUCCGGAGAGCACCGAGGUCGACUCAAAGACUGUCAUUGGUAUCGCCUUCGGAAACACAACAAGUUCGAUAGCAUACACCACUCCAGACGGAAAGGCUGAGGUUAUUGCAAACGAAGAAGGAGAUAGGCAGAUUCCCUCAGUGCUGUCUUACGUCGGAUCGGAAGAAUAUCACGGUACACAGGCAAAGUCACAUUUGGUCAGGAACGCAAAUAACACUGUCGCUUACUUCCGUGAUUUUCUCGGAAAGAGCUUCGCCGAUAUCGACCCCACAAAUAGCCACAACUCGGCACAUCCCGCGGACAUUGAUGGAACCCCAUCUUUCAAUCUUCAACAGAGCGACGAUGAGACUACCACAGUUGUCAGCAUUUCUGAGAUUGCUAGACGCCACCUCGUUCGCCUAAAGGACUCUGCAUCAGACUUCCUUGGAUCCAAGGUCACUGGCUGCGUUAUCACUGUUCCCACUGACUUCUCCGAGGCCCAACGGGAAGCACUCAUUGCUGCUGCUAAGGCUGCAGAGCUAGAGGUAUUGCAAAUCAUCCACGAGCCAGUUGCUGCUUGCCUUGCAUACGAUGCUAGGAGCAAUGAAGUCCCAACCGACAAGACGAUUUUGGUUGUAGAUCUUGGUGGUACCCGGUGUGAUGCGGCAGUUGUUUCGUCCAGAGGUGGAAUGUACACAAUCAUUGCCACUGCCCACGACUACGAGCUUGGCGGUCUUCAGUUGGACAACGUUCUCGUAGAUCACUUCGCAAAGGAGUUUUUGAAGAAGCACAAGAUUGAUCCCAGAGAGACUCCCCGCUCGCUAGCCAGGAUGAAGCUCGAGGCUGAGGGAACAAAGAGGACUUUGUCUCUUGGUACAUCUGCCACAAUCUCCAUCGAGUCUUUGGCUGGUGGCUACGAUUUCCACUCCACAGUUAACAGGCUGAGGUACGAGCUGCUCUCAAAGAAGGUUUUCGAUCAGAUCGUCAAGCUUGCCGAAAACGUCGUCGCAAAGGCAGAUCUUGAUUUGUUAGAUAUCGAUGAGGUCAUCCUCUCCGGUGGUACCUCUCAUACCCCUAAAAUCGCAUCUCGCCUCGCCCAGAUCUUCCCUGAAUCUACACCUAUCAAUGCCCCGGCGACCUCUGCCACAGCUCUCAACCCUUCUGAGCUUUCCGCACGUGGUGCCGCCAUCCAGGCUUCCCUUGUUGCCGAAUUCGACCAUGAGGAUAUUGAGCAAUCAACUCACCCCGCCGUCACCGUCGCUCCCCACCUUGCCAAGUCCAUCGGUGUUUGCAUCGAUGGUGCUGAGGAGGCAUUCCAAACUCUAUUGGAGGCUCAGACCGCUGUUCCUGCACGCAGGACAGCCCAGUUCAUCGCUCCCAAUGGCGGUGAUGUGGUCGUAAGGGUUUGCGAGGGUGUUCGCGAAAUCGUGGUAAUCAAGCCAGAGAAGAAGCCAAGCAACGGUGUUAAGGAUGAGGAUGAAGAAGAUGACAGCGAAGAGGAGGAGGAAGAGGAGGAGGACAUCAAGAACAGAGUUUUUAAGGUUGACCGUGUCAUUGCUGAGGCUGGAAUCAAGGAUGUGAAGAAGGGCGCCAAGAUCGAGGUUACAGUAAACGUAGCCGAUGAUCUAAGCCUUAAUCUUGCGGCCAGGGUUGUAGGCGGACAGCAGACUGUUAGGGGAAGCGUGGAGGGGCCCGCGAAGGCAGAGUAG
Molecule: messenger RNA, 1710 nt
Organism: Morchella sextelata
Lineage: Eukaryota; Fungi; Ascomycota; Pezizomycetes; Pezizales; Morchellaceae
Exons: 5
Coding region: 1-1710 (569 amino acids)
Biological process (GO): protein folding
Cellular component (GO): cytosol; nucleus
Molecular function (GO): ATP-dependent protein folding chaperone; ATP binding
Source: RefSeq, a predicted model, not a curated record